Molecule: messenger RNA, 1059 nt
Organism: Aureococcus anophagefferens
Lineage: Eukaryota; Pelagophyceae; Pelagomonadales; Pelagomonadaceae
Exons: 1
Biological process (GO): molybdate ion transport
Cellular component (GO): membrane
Molecular function (GO): molybdate ion transmembrane transporter activity
Source: RefSeq, a predicted model, not a curated record
UCGCAGGCCUGCAAAGCGCUGAGAAAAAAGUACCUCGUGGUCUACCUGCUCGCGUUCUUCGCGGACUGGCUCCAGGGCCCCUACGUCUACGCGCUCUACGCGUCGUACGGCUUCUCCGAAGCGCGCAUCGCGUUCCUCUUCGUCGCGGGCUUCGGCAGCUCCGCGGUCAUCGGCACCUUCGCCGGCGGGCUCGCGGACCGCGUGGGCCGGCGCGCCUGCGCCGUCGCCUACUGCGCCGUGUAUGUCGCCUGCUGCGCGUGCAAGCACUCGAACGCCUACGGCGCGUGCCUCGCGGGCCGGCUCCUCGGCGGCGUCGCGACGAGUCUCCUUUUCAGCAGCUUCGAGGCGUGGUGCGUCUCCGCGCACGCGAAGGCGGGCGAGGCCGCCGCGCUGCCGGACCUUUUUGCCGCGGCGCAAUUCGGCAAUGGCCUCGCGGCCAUCAUCGCGGGGCAGCUCGCCCAGGCCGCCGUGGACCGCGGCGCGCCGCUGACCCGAGCCGGCGCGCUCUACUACGGCGGCGACAUCUGGCCCUUCGACCUCUCGGCCCUGGCGCUCGUCGCCUGCGGCGUCGCCUGCGUUUCGACGUGGGACGAGAACUACGGCGACCGCGAGCGGCCGCGCCGCUGGCGCCGCGCCGUCGGCGACGCGCUCGAGGGCCGCGCGCUCCUCUGCGGCGUCGCGUCGUCGACCUUCGAGAGCGCCAUGUACAUCUUCGUCUUUUUAUGGACGCCCGCGCUCGCCGGGGCGGACGAGCCGCCGGAGGGGCUCAUCUUCUCGACGUUCAUGGUCUGCGUCAUGGGCGGCUCGUGCCUCGCGAAAGGCGGCGGCGCGCGGCGCUUCGCGGCGAACUCGGCCGCGGCCGCGCUGAGCCUCGGCGCCGCGGCCGCGCUCGACGACCGGCGGUGGAAGCUCCUCGCGUUUCUGGUCUUCGAGGUCUGCGUCGGCUGCUACUGGCCCCUGGUCGGUGCAAUUAAGGCGCGCGUCGUGCCCGAGGAGAGCCGGGCCGCGGUCUACUCGCUCUACCGCGUCCCGCUCAACGCGUGCGUCGUCGCCGUGCUC